GACGCCAUGUCGCUGUUUGCAUGAAAAUUUUUUUGUAACCAAAAGUUAUUGAAAUAAGUUAUUUGAUAAAACUUAUCUAUAAUUUGCAUAAAGCAGAGUUUCCUGCACAAGUGUACAUACGCUUUAAAGAUGGCGCUGCAGACAUACGGUGAUAAGCCAGUGGCAUUCCAACUGGAAGAGGGUGGCGAGUACUAUUAUGUGGGCUCGGAGGUGGGCAAUUAUAUGCGGCACUUCCGUGGCAUCCUCUAUAAAAAGUAUCCGGGUAUGACCCGUAUUGUUCUCUCCAAUGAGGAGAGGAAGCGUCUCGCCGAUUCUGGCCUCAGCUCACACAUAUUGGCGAGUUCGGUGUCGCUACUCCGUGCUGUAGAAGUUGAUGACAUUAUGGCCGGCAAUGAUGAGAAAUAUCGCGCCGUUUCGGUAAACACUUCGGAUACACCAGUACCGCGGGAGAGCAAAUCAAAGAAGCAGCCACAAUAUGUACCAACAAUGCCAAACUCUAGCCACCUUGAUGCAGUGCCUCAGGCGACGCCCAUCAAUCGCAAUCGGGUGCACACUAAAAAGGUGCGGACAUUUCCCAUGUGUUUUGACGACACAGACCCAACCGCGAGUCUGGAGAACGCAGCACAGAAGGAGUGCCUAGUUCCCAUACGUUUGGAUAUGGAACUUGAGGGGCAAAAGUUGCGUGAUACUUUCACAUGGAACAAAAAUGAGAGCAUGAUAACCCCUGAACAGUUCGCCGAAGUUCUGUGCGAUGAUCUCGAUUUGAAUCCCCUGCCAUUCGUUCCAGCCAUUGCGCAGGCUAUACGCCAGCAAAUCGAAGCGUUCCCCAACGAUCCGCCCAUACUGGAGGAGAGCUGUGACCAACGCGUUAUAGUCAAACUCAACAUUCACGUGGGAAACACAUCGCUUGUUGACCAAGUCGAAUGGGACAUGUCAGAGAAAAAUAAUAAUCCCGAAGAGUUUGCCAUCAAGCUGUGCGCCGAAUUGGGUCUGGGCGGUGAAUUCGUUACGGCGAUUGCGUAUAGCAUACGGGGUCAACUAUCAUGGCAUUGUCGGACCUAUGCGUUUAGCGAGGCUCCAUUGUCUACAAUCGAUGUGCCCUUUCGCAAUCCGAGCGAUGCGGAUGCCUGGGCACCAUUCCUAGAGACGCUAACCGAUGCCGAAAUGGAAAAGAAAAUACGUGACCAGGAUCGAAACACUCGACGCAUGCGACGUUUGGCCAAUACAACAACGGGCUGGUAGUCGAAACGGAUUGUUCCUGUCAC
Drosophila novamexicana is the source of this 1265-nucleotide messenger RNA. It is a transcript of the gene Snr1, whose product is annotated as SWI/SNF-related matrix-associated actin-dependent regulator of chromatin subfamily B member 1. The record is from RefSeq and is a predicted model, not a curated record. Gene Ontology annotation, cellular component: nuclear chromosome; nucleus. The transcript is spliced from 2 exons. Gene Ontology annotation, molecular function: transcription coregulator activity. Bases 130 to 1242 code for a protein of 370 amino acids. NCBI's taxonomy places the organism in Eukaryota, Metazoa, Arthropoda, Insecta, Diptera, Drosophilidae. Gene Ontology annotation, biological process: regulation of transcription by RNA polymerase II; chromatin remodeling.